AUGGACUACUUUUUAAAAAAGUCGUAUCUGGCACCCAAGCCGAUGCUUGACCAGGUUCCUACAAAGGUUGCGUCUCCUUCUCGGUCGCUGACCAUUGCGGUAGCUCUUAGUGGGAGCACCAAAAGCAAGAAUAUACUUAAAUGGGCGCUCAAAAAGUUUGCUUCUGACAAAAACUUCGUGUUCAAACUGAUUCAUGUCCUUCCAAUGAUUACUUCUGUACCUACACCUUCCGGAAAGAAAGUCUCUAUCUCUGAGGCACCAGAAGAUGUGGCGGCUACUUAUAGACGACAAAUGAUGGAAGAGACGAAAGAAACUCUUCUUAAACCAUACAAGAAGAUGUGCGAGCUGAAAAAGGUUGCUGUAGAACUUCAAGUGCUUGAAUCAAAUAGUGUUGCAGUUGCGAUAACGAGAGAGGUUAAUCAGAACUUGAUAAGCAUACUUGUCAUUGGAAUCUCGUCUCAUGUUGGUUUGUUCAGGAAUCGUGAUGUUACCGCGAAAGUACCAGCAUAUGUGUCAGACCUUUGCACAGUUUAUGUUGUCUCAAAAGGAGUCUACAUUCUUUCGAAAGAUAAAUCACCGUCAGAUGGGGAGAUCAAUAAAACUAUUUUAAGAGAUUCUGGUAGUGAGAGAACAGAUACAUCUAGCUACUCUUCUAGUUCAAGACAUAUCUCAGAUGCGACACUCAAAUCGAAAUCUCUUGCUAUGUCCAAUAAUAAGAGAUUGCAACAUCUCCCAACAAUAGUAAGAGGGGUCUCUGUUCGUAUGGAAACUAGUUCUGUUGACUCAUACGGAACUACAAGUAUGUCUUCGGGUACUGCAGAGAAAGCAACCAGCCUUGAAACAUCAUCCCGUACUGUUUCUUGGAAUCCUCCUCGGAGUUAUAUGUCCAGCAAAGAAAAUGUUACUCAAGGUGAAGAUUAUUUCACAGCCAAACAGGACACGGUAGACAAAAUGACAAAGUUGAAAGAUGAACAUAGUCUCGAUGAGCUUGAGUUUGAAGAGCUAAAGCUUAAGGAGCACGCAACAAAGGGGUUAAAAGAAAAGGAGAUACAGAAGUUUGAGCAGAAAAGAGAAGCCAAAGAGAAGGAAAAACUUAAAGAAAGUCCCCUUGUGGCUCCUAAGAUGCAAUACCAAGAGUUCACUUCGGAAGAAAUUAAAACCGCAACUUCAUCGUUCUCUGAAAAUCUAAGCAUUGGAAAGGGAGCUUACGGGACUGUUUACAAAUGCAAUCUCCGUCAUACAAUCACCGCUGUCAAAGUUUUGCAUUCCCCGGAAAGUAAUCUAUCCAAGCAAUUCGAUCAAGAGCUCGAAAUCUUGAGCAAUAUCAGGCAUCCACACUUGGUUCUCCUUCUAGGCGCCUGUCGAGAGCACGGCGCUCUAGUCUAUGAGUACUUGGAAAAUGGUAGCUUGGAAGAUAGACUGUUUCAGGUCAACAAUAGUCAACCAAUCACGUGGUUCGUUCGGUUUAGGAUAGCUUGGGAAGUUGCAUCAGCGCUCAUUUUCCUCCACAAAUCAAAGCCGACACCAAUUAUCCACCGUGAUCUUAAACCAGCCAACAUAUUGCUUGAUCACAACUUUGUCAGCAAAGUAGGAGACGUGGGCAUCUCCACAAUGAUCCAAGUUGACCCUUUAUUAACACAAUUAACAAUGUACAAACAGACAAGCCCCGUGGGAACACUAUGCUAUAUCGAUCCUGAAUAUCAACGAAGCGGGAGGUUAUCAUUCAAAUCAGAUGUAUAUGCAUUUGGAAUGAUCAUUCUGCAGCUUCUUACCGCUCUGCCGGCUAUAGGACUUACAUAUAAAGUAGAAACAGCAAUGGAGAAUAAUGAGUUGAUACGGAUUCUUGAUAAAAAUGCUGGUGACUGGCCAAUGGAAAAAACCCGUAAAUUAGCUGCUUUGGCCCUCUCUUGUACAGAGAUCCGUGCUAAAGACAGGCCUGAUCUUGAAACUCAGAUUCUUCCAACGUUGGAGAGCUUUAAGAAUGGUGCUGAAAAUGCGAGAAACUUGAUUUCCUUGGCGCAAAAGCAACCUCCAAGCCAUUUCUUAUGCCCAUUACUUAAGGAUGUGAUGAGUGAACCAUGUGUUGCGUCCGAUGGCUAUACUUAUGACCGACGAGCUAUAGAGGAAUGGAUGGAGGACCGCCGUACCUCACCGGUGACUAAUUUGCCAUUACAAAACACUAACCUUUUGCCCAAUCAUAGUGUGUAUGCAGCCAUUGUGGAAUGGAGACAUGAAAAUCAGCAAGGCAAGCAAAAGGGUGCGCUCCAUUUUAGUAACUCCUCUUUCUGA
Raphanus sativus (radish) is the source of this 2289-nucleotide messenger RNA. RefSeq names its product putative U-box domain-containing protein 53. NCBI's taxonomy places the organism in Eukaryota, Viridiplantae, Streptophyta, Magnoliopsida, Brassicales, Brassicaceae. Gene Ontology annotation, molecular function: ubiquitin-protein transferase activity; protein kinase activity; ATP binding. The transcript is spliced from 9 exons. The record is from RefSeq and is a predicted model, not a curated record. Gene Ontology annotation, biological process: protein phosphorylation; protein ubiquitination. The coding region runs from base 1 to 2289 and encodes 762 amino acids.